AUGUGAUCUUUGCUUUUGGAGAAGAACUCUACAUUCUUUAUUUUUUCUCCGUUUGCUGCAAGAUAGAUUUCUUCUUAGGAAGUGACUGGUUUUUACUUGUGAGGUGGCCAAUUCCCAGAGAGGAAAGUGUGGAAACCAUAAAUGAGAGCUAUCCUCACCCACAGUGCUGAAGAGAACCCUGCAGUAUUCUGCUACCAGGUGAAUGGGUCUUGUCCCAGGACAGUCCAUCCUCUGGGCAGCCGGCUGGCAAUCUACCUGGCCUGCACAGCAGGCAUGCUGACUACAGUCCUGGGGAAUUUGUUUGUGGUGUUUUCUGUGUCCUACUUUAAAGUACUUCACACUCCCACCAACCUUUUGCUGCUGUCUCUGGCCCUGGCUGACAUGGUGCUGGGUCUUCUGGUGCUGCCCUUAAGCACUGUUCACUCUGUGGAGAGCUUGUUCUUUGGGGACUUCCUCUGCCAUGUGCAUACCUACCUGGACACGCUGUUUUGCCUCACAUCCAUCUUUCAUCUCUGUUUCAUCUCUAUUGACCGCUACUGUGCCAUCUGUGACCCUCUGCUCUAUCCCUCCAAGUUUACAGCCAGGGUGGCCCUCAGGUACAUCUUGGCAGGGUGGGGGGUACCAGCGGCUUACAGCCUUCUUCUCUACACAGAUGUGCUAGAGAGGGGACUGAGCCAGUGGCUGCAAGAGAUGCCUUGUGUAGGUAGCUGCCAAUUGCUGUUCAAUAAGUGUUGGGGCUGGCUCAACUUCCCUGCGUUCUUUGUUCCCUGCAUCAUCAUGAUUAGCUUGUACGUAAAGAUCUUUGUGGUUGCAACCAGGCAGGCUCGACAGAUCAGCACUUUAAACAAAAGCUUGGCUGGGGCUGCCAAGCGGGAGAGAAAAGCUGCCAAGACCCUGGGCAUUGCUGUGGGCAUCUACCUCUUGUGUUGGCUUCCCUUCACUGUGGACACGAUGGUGGACAGCCUCAUUAACUUUGUCACACCACCCCUGCUCUUUGACAUCUUUAUCUGGUUUGCUUACUUUAACUCAGCCUGCAAUCCUAUCAUCUAUGUCUUUUCCUACUGGUGGUUCAGGAAGGCGCUGAAACUCAUCCUGAGCCGGAAAAUCUUCUCACUGCAGAAAUCCACCAUCAAUUUGUACCAAGAAUGACUGAACACAGGCAGGAAAUCAGUAGUGGGAGGAAGAACCUGAAGGAAGGACGAGAGGUACUGUGGCUAGGUGAUGUCGAAAGACUGUGGGCCGCUUCCGUGGGUUAAGUGAAGGAGAAAAAACAAACUUCAUAACUUGGGAGACAUAAGUGCUCCUCUCAUUCAAUAUUUUCAUGUGAGAUGUAGAAAAAGGAGAGUGAAGUCAUCUCAGUAUUCGCUAGGUAAGCCAGAGGACUGGAAAGUACCUGGGUCCAAAGUCAUUGCUUCCUUGAAACAACUGACAUGCAGACGUGGAAGGAGCUGAGGUCAAGGUCUGGAUUUCUGAGUUCUGUCCCUGGCUCUGCCACAUGUCGCAGUCGGGUAAGACUCUGCUAUAUUAGAAUUGACCGUUUCCUGCCAUAAAAUCUCCUCAUUUAGAAAAGUCAGUUUGUACUGUUUUCUCUUUAAGGCAUCCUGAAGCUACAAUAUUGUAUAAUGUAACUUUAGGAAACUUUUUUGAACCAUAAUUUUACUUCACAUUUUAUAAUUAUUGUCAAGUAUAUAAAAUAUCUUCUUUUCAAAAUGUUCGUUUUAGAAUCUUUGUCUUCUUGCAACCCAACCACAAAUAGAUUUGUUAUUCAGCUUUGUUUAUUUCAAUGAGUUAUCU
This is a messenger RNA of Heterocephalus glaber (naked mole-rat), 1794 nucleotides long. Lineage: Eukaryota; Metazoa; Chordata; Mammalia; Rodentia; Bathyergidae. The record is from RefSeq and is a predicted model, not a curated record.